Messenger RNA from Penicillium daleae, 639 nucleotides. RefSeq lists its product as uncharacterized. The transcript is spliced from 2 exons. The coding region runs from base 1 to 639 and encodes 212 amino acids. The record is from RefSeq and is a predicted model, not a curated record. NCBI's taxonomy places the organism in Eukaryota, Fungi, Ascomycota, Eurotiomycetes, Eurotiales, Aspergillaceae.
AUGGAGACACAUACAUCUCCUUUAUUGCCAACCCCGGAGUGCAACAAUUAUUCUAUGAAUCUCCGACCGGUAUACCAUUUCCUGCCUAACCCAUGGUUCUCGAUUGAUCCUAUUUUCGCAUGGCCCUACCCGCCGUCAACUCAAUAUGAUCCGCGUUUCUGGGCCUGGCCUGUGGGUACCCAUCCACUCUUCGGCCAGGGACCCGCAUUACCAAACUACGCCGAGAUCCCACCGUGGACGUCGACUUUGGGCCCACCUGUCAAUCCGAGCACUUCACUAGAUGUCUUACCUCCCAAUACCGCUGUCGAAGCACAACUAGAGACUAUCACCCACUACACCACAGCUAUCAAGGCGCAGCCACCGCGGAACGAUCGACAAGCAAACCCUGAGCCCGCAACCGAACCUACUACUUAUCGGUGCAAAUGGGAAGGGUGUACAUACACCGGUACUUUCGUCAAAGAAUCCGUUCUCUGGCGACAUAUUAGAUCGACUCACCUUGCCCCGGACUCGCUCAAGUGUCCUGCACCGAAAUGCAGGAAAUCGUUCGGGCGAAAAGAUAAAUACAAUGCGCAUGUUCGACUUGUGCAUCGGGAUAUGGCGGAUUUGCUUGAUACGCCAGGUCUUGGGGCUUGUGCUUGA